UACACAGGAGUUCUCCAUUGUUGUGUCUGGGAAAGAGGGAGGUUAAACAAGUUUUUCACAAAACAAGAAGGCAAUAUAGUUGGCUGUGGUGUUGCGCUGGCAGACACCUUGUAGUGUAGUUUGGUAGUACACUAGCCUAACUAAACAAUGCAGUGGCCUACACUAUGGGGGGUAGCUUCCUGUGGAGGAGGGGCAGCUACACUAGUGGGCAUAAAGAUUAAGGACAGUAAAGGCAAGUGCAGGUUUACUGUCUGCUUAAGAAAUGUUUCAAAAAGCAAUGACUGAGAUGCAAGGCAGUAACAGUCCAAAGAUUAUCUCUUCAAGUCGACUCAGGCUGUAAUGCAAGGCAGUAACAGCUAGGUGCAGAACUUGGGUUUCACAGGGCUGGUAGCACGCUGUGGCUCUAUCUCAGGCUCUAUUUCUUACUCAGGCUGAAAUGCUUGGCAGUAACAGCCAGGUAUAAGCUCUCUGUGUUACACAGGGCUGUCGGCACACAGUGUUUAAUGUUAAAGGGAGCAGCAAUUCUGACAGCUUUACUAGAUAGCAUUGAACACGUGGUAUUCAAAUGCUGGACUGAGGUUCUUACAUUUCCUACAGAAUAAAUUCAACUGGAAUUGUUAGCAACAAUAGCAGGCUCUUGAUACUAAGGCUUAAGUGUUAGCUAUUAAUAACUGGAGGACGUCUAAUAUUACUUCAGGUAAAAUUAGUAAACCAAUUCUCACCACAGUGCACUUGUUUGUAAGUACACCUGGACGUUUACUCCUGUGGUGGACUAAAAAUUUUUCAACCUUUGCGGUUUUGGCCAAAUUAUGAAUUUAAUAUUGCACAAUUAUGAAUAUUUGCCAACAGUACUCGGCCUCACACGGGGCACCAUUAUGUUGGGUCUGAGCUCUAUUAGUAACUGGAAAUCAUUAGUACUCGGCCUCACACGGGCGGCACCAUUAUGUUAACAGUACUCUACCUCAUGAGCUGGACACCAAAUGUGUUAGAUUUCGGUUGUUUAUCAAUUUAUUGGCUAUCACAAAUUAAGGAAAUAUUAAUAUUAAAAAUAUUAAUAUUAAAUAAUAUCUUUAAAAUGAAUUAAAGUUCACGGGGCACCAGCCUAAACUAAUAGGCAAAAUAGCCAAUAUGGUUUUAGUCUCAAUUUAUUACCAUUAAUCUGGAACUCUGAUUAACCAUUAGCUUACUAACUAUAACCAAAUUACCAAAUCAAUAGUAAGUUACAGUUGAAGGAUUGGAAUUCUACCGAGUAGAGUACUGUUAACAUAAUGGUGCCGCCCGUGUGAGGCCGAGUACUAAUGAUUUCCAGUUACUAAUAGAGCUCAGACCCAACAUAAUGGUGCCCCGUGUGAGGCCGAGUACUGUUGGCAAAUAUUCAUAAUUGUGCAAUAUUAAAUUCAUAAUUUGGCCAAAACCGCAAAGGUUGAAAACAUUUUUUUUAGUCCACCACAGGAGUAAACGUCCAGGUGUACUUACAAACAAGUGCACUGUGGUGAGAAUUGGUUUACUAAUUUUACCUGAAGUAAUAUUAGACGUCCUCCAGUUAUUAAUAGCUAACACUUAAGCCUUAGUAUCAAGAGCCUGCUAUUGUUGCUAACAAUUCCAGUUGAGUUUAUUCUGUAGGAAAUGUAAGAACCUCAGUUCAGCAUUUGAAUACCACGUGUUCAAUGCUAUCUAGUAAAGCUGUCAGAAUUGCUGCUCCCUUUAACAUUAAACACUGUGUGCCGACAGCCCUGUGUAACACAGAGAGCUUAUACCUGGCUGUUACUGCCAAGCAUUUCAGCCUGAGUAAGAAAUAGAGCCUGAGAUAGAGCCACAGCGUGCUACCAGCCCUGUGAAACCCAAGUUCUGCACCUAGCUGUUACUGCCUUGCAUUACAGCCUGAGUCAACUUGAAGAGAUAAUCUUUGGACUGUUACUGCCUUGCAUCUCAGUCAUUGCUUUUUGAAACAUUUCUUAAGCAGACAGUAAACCUGCACUUGCCUUUACUGUCCUUAAUCUUUAUGCCCACUAGUGUAGCUGCCCCUCCUCCAAAGGAAGCUACCCCCCAUAGUGUAGGCCACUGCAUUGUUUAGUUAGGCUAGUGUACCACCAAACUACACUACAAGGUGUCUGCCAGCGCAACACCGCAGCCAACUAUAUUGCCUUCUUGUUUUGUGAAAAACUUGUUUAACCUCCCUCUUUCCCAGACACAACAAUGGAGAACUCCUGUGUAGAGCAGUUUAUUUCUUCCCUAGCACAGAGCCUGAAGCCUGGCUACCUAGAAUUUAUCAGCAAGUUAAAUUCCAGUGAGUGCAGUAAAGAAAUAGACUUGCUACUCAGUGACAAAGGUGAUGCUCAGACUGCAUCCAAAGGCCCAUUGUUAAGAUGUGUACUGUUGAACUUCCACAGGCAAACCAGCAUUUCACUUCAGAGCCAAGCAGCCCUAGAGGAGGAGGUAAAAUCGCUUAGAGCUCAAAAUGCUUUUCUCCUCCAAGAAGUUAAGGAAGCUAACAAGAAAGCCAUGCGCUACUUAGGAGACCUGCAUGCAGCAGAGGUAGACCUCUGUUCACACAAGGAAGAAUUGUUAAGGGUUAAAUCAGAAUGCUUUGCUCCACCACGAUCGGUCAGUGCUUGUGAUUCUGGUUUCUCUGCUUCACACUCUUCCCUUAAUGACAGGUUAACUCCGCCUCCACUCAGAGGAUGGGGCAAAUUCCCAACUGACCCUAAGUCCUGGGAAAUGAAGUCAGCUCCUCAACCUCCACUGAGAGACAGAGGUUACACCCACCUGACUUCCCAUCUUCCUGAAACUGACAAUGAAGAGACAGGUAGUUUAUCCGGUAGAGGAUAUUCAUGUUCCCAUCAGCCACUGAUGCAUAACAGUUUCACCUGUGCUCACCCCUCCAACAGAAGGACCAAAACUUUUCCGGACUGUUCAGCCUCCUCUCUGCACCUCCAUGAGAGUGAUGACUGCUGUUCAGCUCCUUCCUCUAGUCCAGCUAGCAUAGUCUCGCCUUCAUCAGUAGGGACCUCACAGUGCCCCCGCCUCGAAGCGCUUGAGUUAUUAGCAAAGGACAUUGAACAUUUUGAUCCAGACAGCUCUGAUCAACAUAUUGAAAACUACUUUAAGGAGUUAGAUCACAACUUAAUUGAUUUGCCCCAUGCAACCCAAAGGGAGAAAACUAAACUUGUGUGGAAGACCAGCUCAAAAGCAGUCCACAAGUUUAUGCAAUCACUGCCUCCCAGUGUCAGAGAUGACUACAAAGAGCUCUGUCAAGCACUGACAGAAGAAUUCUCUCCUGCUGCAGAUGAGAUAGAAUCUUUGGUUGCAGCUUCUCAAAUCAAACACUCCCGCCAUGAACAUCCCAAUGACUUUUACCAACGUUUGAGGCAUGCAUAUUUUCAGGGUAGGAACACACCAGGCUUAGAGCAGAACUCCACCUUCAAGUCUUUGUUCCUACGAAACCUCCAUCCCUGUGUACGCACUCAUGUUACACUGAUGACGCAUCAAGGUAAGCCCACCAUGCAGGAAAUAAAGAAAAUGACAAAAAUGGCUUGGGAAACCAUGGUCAAUUCCAAGGCAAGGGGGAAAACAACUGAGCCUAGCAACUCAAACACCUUAGCGUCACACAGACAUGUAACCUCAAAAGAUCACCCUCAGAACAGAUCGAAGGGGGGUGACAAAAGGCCACAUAUGGGUGCUGAGCGUAACCGCCACGCCCACCAAGUGCGUAGAGAUAGGCACUCCCACAACAGGAGCAGGAGACGGCCUUACGCAGAAAUUCUGGCUCAGACACAGGACCAGUCAACACAUGGAUCAGACAAUGACCACGUCAUCUCUGACCAUGUUAAUUCAGACAGUGACAAUGCCUCUGAAUGUUCUUCCUUCAGCUACUCAAAGUGCUACAGCUUUGUGCCACAGGUUAAAGAAAACUUAAAGCACCGGCGCUCCAGAGUUCGCCGCACUGAGUACUGACAGUAAGUAGGCUCAGGGUACCCUACACUCUUCCAGAUGGACACAAUGGGUUUGUCAGCAGCAGCAGCAGCAGCAAACUAAAUUCUGAAUCAAGUCAGAUACAAGUUUAGGACACUGCAUAUACAUGGCACACUCACCCAGACACUCCAAAUCUUGUCAUUCUAGGUGCCACCCUCUAUAUCUCACCAUAACAAACUAACAUCACUGACUUUCCUGUCCUCACUAACACCAUGAGUAACUAGGAAACAUGUUAGUUGUUUUACACUAUUUGAUCAUUGUGGUUAUUUUCUGAAGUGUGCUUUGUAACCUGAUUGUUCUUGCUUAGCCAAGAUAGAUAGUGUUGACAAAUGCCCGGAUGUUACCCGUUGAAUGAACUGACAAAUGGACUAUACAUUGUGCUCUCAGGAUGACACGUCAGGUGGCAUCCUGACAACAAAGGGGGGACUGUUGGGACUCAGUCAUUCAAUAGACCAAAUGUUUCUUUGCUCCACUGGACAAAGGAAUUCACACCCCACAGUUCCUCACGGUUCACACCUGGGGAUGACCCUUCCCCCCAUGGACCCCACUGGCCAGCCAGUGUGGGCCAGCGUGUGACAUGUGACCCCCUAAGGUGUCACAAACAAAACCAGUCUUCUAGACCCCUUCUCUCUCUCUUCCCUUCUUGGCUUGCUCUGGAGAGCAGCUCCAGCCCUCUCCUCUCGGUUCUUCAAAGGGCAACAAGGCCCCAGCCCAGGUCAGCUCUGCUACCUGAGAAACUAGCUCUCUCGCCGGCCUGCAACCAGCAGCCUGCAAACACUCUUCUCCUCCACAACAGCGACCUGCUUCGGAUUAACUGUGAGUGAACCAAAUCCUCUUCAGAAUCAGCGGCUACAACACAAGGCCAGCUGAUUUUCCAAGCAACAGGAGUCGUAGCAGAGUUAGCAUGGAACAGCUAACUCUGUGAGGGGAACAAAGGAGAUACCAGCAAGCAACACAGCCAGACAGGACUUUAUUCCACCAGGAAACCCCCCAAACUCACUGGAUUUUACAAACCACUGGAAAGGACCUCUUUGCUUGUUCCAAGAAUCGGGUAACGUUAACGGACUGGGCCUAACCUCUCCCAGCACAGCAUAGCACAGCACAGCAUAGCUAAUCAGCAGAAGCCUUAACUUGUUAAUGUACUUGUUGAUUGAUGUCUUGUUGUUGUAAUGUUUGCUUAGGUUGUGGUCAGUCAUACAGUUAAUCGAGUACUCGUAUGUUCACACACAUAGCAGUACGUCUCAGUCCUAGAACCUGCAUGAAGCUAACCUUCCCCCUCUAACCUGGUACCAUUAGAUUACAUGAGCUAGGCUAACAAAGAAACUCACACCCUCCCUCUCACACACACUAGGUGGUCUCAGCGGCCAUUUUAGUAGUUUCUUUGUUUACCGCCAUCUUUGUAGUCUUCUUUGUUCAGGUCAUGUGGUCACAGUGACCACUUUGAGUCGGCCAUCUUGCCUAUGUCUGUGUCCCCACAGACACACACACACACACACA
This is a messenger RNA of Seriola aureovittata, 5469 nucleotides long. RefSeq lists its product as uncharacterized. The transcript is spliced from 2 exons. Bases 2197 to 3954 code for a protein of 585 amino acids. NCBI's taxonomy places the organism in Eukaryota, Metazoa, Chordata, Actinopteri, Carangiformes, Carangidae. The record is from RefSeq and is a predicted model, not a curated record.